Thunnus maccoyii (southern bluefin tuna) is the source of this 3343-nucleotide messenger RNA. RefSeq names its product zinc finger and BTB domain containing 24 (gene zbtb24). Lineage: Eukaryota; Metazoa; Chordata; Actinopteri; Scombriformes; Scombridae. The transcript is spliced from 7 exons. The record is from RefSeq and is a predicted model, not a curated record. Gene Ontology annotation, cellular component: nucleus. The coding region runs from base 79 to 2214 and encodes 711 amino acids. Gene Ontology annotation, molecular function: protein binding; DNA-binding transcription factor activity, RNA polymerase II-specific; RNA polymerase II cis-regulatory region sequence-specific DNA binding. Gene Ontology annotation, biological process: regulation of transcription by RNA polymerase II.
CCGCCUCUCGCGAUAAGCAGUUCGCCCCCCAGUCCAACGACAGAAAAGAAGGUACGAAAGUGAUUUUUUGUGAGGAAGAUGUCUCACAAAGCCACAACCUCCUCCCUGAUGGCCCUUCAUUCAGAUUCACAUGAGCAGAGCAUCCUGAGCAAAUUCAACAAGCUCAGGAAAAGGGACUUGUUGUGUGACAUCACUCUUGUUGUGGAGGAUAUGCACUUCAAGGCGCACAAAGCCCUGCUGGCAGCAAGCAGCGAAUACUUCUCCCUCAUGUUCACGGCAAAAGAUCAGAGCACUCAGUCUACCUUCCAGCUAGACGGUAUGGCAGCUGAGAUGUUUGCGGCGGUUCUGGAGUUCAUCUACAGCGCUCAGGUGUCUGUGGAGCAGAGCGCCACGGAGCAGCUUCUGGCCACUGCCCGGCUCAUGCAGGUCAGUGAUCUUGUGAAGGCUCUCACUGAACUCGCACACUCUGCUGCAGGGGUUACAGGUGGGGAGGUAAAGGCAGACAAAGCUGAGGUACCAAAUCAGUCAAAACGCAAAAGAGGACGACCAAAGAAAAAUGUGAACGCUGCUGUAGCAGAGAUAGAGGGGAGAAGUACAGUAUGUGAGAGCGCAGAGGACGGCCAGCCUGGAGAUGUGAACUGCAAAGAUGGAGACAAGGAGCUGCAACCUAAAGAUGAUGCAGAUUAUAACACAGGAGCAAUCUGCAGCCGGCAGAGCAAACGCAAAAUCAAACCACCGCUGAAAUACAAAGGCUACAAGGUGUGCAGUGACACAGCAGAAAGGAAAGAGCCUGGGAAGAGAGGCAGGAAGAGGAAAUACCCCAACACGGAGGCACGGUGUGAGGACUGUGGCAAAGUGUUCAAAAACCACCUCUUUUUAAAGAUUCACCAAAGGACUCAUACAGGAGAGAAGCCUUUCCGAUGCCCGGUCUGCGGGAAAUGUUUUACCCAGAAACACACUCUGCUGGUUCACCAGCGUAUGCACACCGGAGAGAAGCCGUUCGUUUGUACCGUCUGCUCCAAAGCUCUCGCCACCAAACACUCCCUGCAAGAGCACAUGAACCUGCAUGAAGAAGAGAAAUCCUUCAGCUGUGAUAAAUGUGGAAAGACCUUCACCCAGAAGAGGCAACUCAAAAGUCAUUACAGACUUCAUACAGGUAAAUCAUUACCAGAAUGUGCUCAAUGUCAUCACAAGUUUCUGGAUACAGCUCAGCUGAAAAAGCACCUGAGGACUCAUACAGGUGAGAAGCCUUUCACAUGUGAGAUCUGUGGAAAGUGUUUUACAGCCAAAAGCACGCUGCAGACUCACAUCAGAAUUCACAGAGGUGAGAAGCCGUAUGACUGCAGCAUCUGCAAAAAGUCGUUCUCAGACCCCAGCGCCAGACGACGGCAUGUCGCCUCCCACUCAGGGAAGAAACCCUUCACUUGCUCCUUCUGCAGCCUUUCAUUUACCCGUCUAGACAAUCUGAAAACACACACUAACACCCACAACAAGGAGAGAGCCGCAACAUCAGAGGCCUCAUCAGACGCGGCAGCAACAGACUCCGCAGCACCUCAGGAGGAGGCGCGUAACAUCCUGCAGCUCCAGCAGUACCAGCUGCCCCAGAGCUCCGAUCAGGAGAUCCAGCUGGUGGUGACGGGAGAUGUGGACAACAUUAAUUUUGUCCCGGGUCAGGAACAGGAGAUCAGCAUCAUCACCACAGAGGGAGAGCCAGCAGAAUCGUCUCACUCUAGACUGGCGCUCCUCACGCAGCCGGCAGGACACGUGCAGAACGUGGCUCUGGUCGCUCAGGGUGGCGUGGUGGACCAGACCCCUCAGAUUCAGACUAUCAGCAUGUUGGACGGUCAGGUGACACACCAGCCUGAGCAGAUGCAUGUUAUCACUUUGAGUAAAGAGGCCAUGGAGCAUCUACAGGCCCACCACGGUCCCCCGCAGCCCCUUCAGAUCGCACAGAGGCCUGUCCAGCAGCUGCAGGUGAUGCACCAGCCGAUCCAGCAGCUGGCUGUCGCUCAGGAACCCGGGACGCCGCAGGGCCAAGGAGGCAGGGAGCAACACAGCCAGGCUAUUCAUAUCAGCAGCCAGAGCAGCCAGCCCAUCUCCAUCAGCCAGACCAGCGAGCAGAUCUCCAGCCACCACAUCCAGGGUCACGCGUUCCAGAUCCAGGCAGGAACCGUGUCCUACUUGUACACCACCGGACUGCCGCAGGAGAGCUGACGGCUCACUGAAGUCUGACACGAUAAUGCUGCCAUGGUUACAUUAAUAAUGACGUAACGGAUGAACAACAUUAUCAUAUUCCAAAGUGAGAAUGGUUUUAAAGGAACAAGUUUACGGUUAAACAUUCUACAAAUUUAAAUUUUCUGUCGGCCAUUUUCAAAGCAUAUCAUAAUAAUUUCUUCUUCUCUACCUACUAUGUCAACACAGAGGUUUUCUUGACUUGUUCGAGGUGUCAUUUUAAAAACUUUGCUCUGUGCUUCAGGCAUCUGAGAUUUAGGAGUCACCUGCUGAACAGCAACAAAGCCACAAGCACGUUCUUGGUAAAAACAAACCCAGGACGACAAAUAAUAUGCAAAAAUGUCACACAAAUACAGGAUUUCUGAUGCUUGAUAUAUUGGCCAAUACUCUUUUUUUUUUACAUGUACAUAAACAAACUUUGAUCCCUUAUUGUGACCAAGAUAAGCAGGACGUUUACAGUUAAGAAAUAUAUAUAAAUCUGGCAUUACAGUACUGUGAUUUCUUGUUGCAUAUGUGAAGAUACUGUUGACUGGUCUAACUCUAACGUGCCACCAUCAACAUGUUGGAAAGCAUAAUGUAAAUUUAGUCAAAGAGCCUCUAAUAAGUGUCUGAAGGACAAAAAGCUAAAUGUUGACUGUGACGGAUUUUACAAUCUCAUGCAGGUUUUAAGCAUCAGCUGAUUUUUACACUGUGAGCUGAAACAAUUGGUUUCCUUGUUGGUUGAGAGGAAUGCAUUUAUCAAUCUAAAAGCCUAUAAUAGGCUGUAGGAAAUGGUCGGCAUUAAAAUAAUACAUAUGCAAUUUGUAGAAGUUUUCUAAGUUUAUGCAAUGUGCUUAAAAAUAUUUCUUGAUCAAAUCCAGGACUGACAGGUUACAGUGUUUUAUUAAGACUUAUUUACAACUUUUCAUUUUUAAUGGAUAGAAAUAAGAAUAUAAUUCACUCAAUUUUACAUGAACAAAAGAAAUAUGGACCAAAGCAGUGUAACAGAGCUACACUGAGUUUUAAAGGGAGGGCACACAUGUACAGUGUAUGACAGUGGUAGAUGAUGUUGUAAGAUGGUAUGUGAAUGCAUUGGACAAUAAAAUACCUUGUUUUAUAAAAAAAAAAAAAA